This is a messenger RNA of Oncorhynchus keta (chum salmon), 3681 nucleotides long. Its product is annotated as zinc finger protein 235-like. NCBI's taxonomy places the organism in Eukaryota, Metazoa, Chordata, Actinopteri, Salmoniformes, Salmonidae. The transcript has 9 exons. The record is from RefSeq and is a predicted model, not a curated record. Bases 229 to 2838 code for a protein of 869 amino acids.
CGGAUAUCCUGCGCGCACAGUUCCGUCUGAGUAUACCAAACGGAUGUUUGCGUUCAUAUAUUUAUAUCCCUUAUAAUAUCGUUUUGUUGUAUCUGUGCAGACAUAUGCUGAAAUAUUGUUAAUGUGAGAGGCCUCACGUCUACAGAGGGAGACUACCCGAAAGGUCUGCUUGUUAACGUUAGUUUACCAAAGAGAGUCGACUGAAACUGACUUGAUAGCACGGUGAUAAUGGUGGGUUGGUGUGCCGUACCGGGUUGUAACACACAGGAAGAUGAAGAUAUUCUUUAUCAUUGCUUGCCGGCGAAUGAUGUGCAAAGAUGCAGACGAUGGUUAGCUGCCAUACAAAAGGAUGUAAAUUUACCAAUGGAAAGGCAUAAAUAUUUCUUAGUGUGUGAACACCACUUCAGACCAGAGGAAUAUGAAAAGGAUUUGAUGGCAGAGACGAUGGGCGCCAAACAUAAGAAAAAGCUCAAAUCCACCGCGAUUCCCACCAUAUUUCCAUGGAAUGAUUACAUUUGGAAGAGAAUUCAGCCACACAGAAAACAUUUGAAUGCGGCCGGAAGUGAAAUGUUUCUGAGUGCAGUUGGCAGACUUGGUGCCAAACCAAAAUGUGAGCCUGGUACAACAACAACAGGAGCAGCAUCCCAGAUGUCAACAUCAGUGGUCCAACAACCUGCUGUAGUUCCUGUUGCUUUUUCAACACAGACUGUGAAGAGUGCAGUUGGCAGACUUGGUGCCAAACCAAAAUGUGAGCCUGGUACAACAACAACAGGAGCAGCAUCCCAGAUGUCAACAUCAGUGGUCCAACAACCUGCUGUAGUUCCUGUUGCUUUUUCAACACAGACUGUGAAGAGUGCAGUUGGCAGACUUGGUGCCAAACCAAAAUGUGAGCCUGGUACAACAACAACAGGAGCAGCAUCCCAGAUGUCAACAUCAGUGGUCCAACAACCUGCUGUAGUUCCUGUUGCUUUUUCAACACAGACUGUGAAGAUGCCACCUUUGCCACUGGAGGAUGGAGAUAACGGUUGGUCUGGAGAGAGUGUAGCAGAGACUACUGUUGUGUUGCCGGGCAGUGACGAUGAAGAUGCCGCUGCGCUGACGGACGAGGAGUUCUGGCAGUUCUCCAGGGAGCAGGAUGAGGAUGAGGAUGAUGAAAAGGAGAACAAGACUGCGUACAGGAAGUCAGUCCAGCGGAAACGGCUCUCUGCGAAGAAGUUCUUCAAAGUGCAAAGGAAAAAUAAAGCUAUGCAAACACGUCCUCGUGGAACCCGCGUCGAUGUUUCUCCUGAGAGUGGUGACCUGUGUGUGAACAGAGACUGUCUCCUGCAGCUCUUCCGGUUGUGUAGGAGGUGUGGAUUUGAGUGCAAGUUCAGCUUGCAGGGUCAACAGAGGAGCUUCUCUGUCAUUCAGAUGUGCCCAAUAUGCAGUCACACCAGGAAGUGGAUGAGCCAGCCUUUUGUUGCUGAGGAAACCUCUGGAGAAAGAGAGACAGAGCUACUGGAUGGAGAGGAACCAUGUAAGGACAGAGACCAGGAUGACAGUUGUUCGUUGACGAUGGAAAUCACUGAGGAGAUGUGUGACUAUGAUGAAGAAGUCUGUCCUCGGAGGAAAAGGGGAAAGCAGAGAUCAGAUGAGACCGAGUGGGAGCCGUCUGACGAGGAAGACAUUGUAAUGGAGUCUGAUUCUUCUGAGGAUUUGGAAACGGCAGGUUCCUCUGGUCUAACAGAAAAGGCCAACGUUGAUAAUUCUCAGAGCGGAAUAGAGAAAGAAGAGAGACUUGUGGAGUGGUGCACCGACUGUGGAGCCGAGCCUGUACUCGCCUGCACCACACAGCGCCAUAAGAAGCUGUACGCCUGUGGUGUGUGUGUGAGUGAGGUCCAACAAGCUGUUGGAUUUGACCGAUUCUACAUGCAGUUCGAGGACCCGGCCAGCUUCAAGGAACAUGUACGACGUGAACACAACACAAAACCUCAUAGGUUGCUCUGUACAGACUGUGGCAUCUUUCCUCACAAGAAGGACCAUUGGUGUGAGCACAAGAUUAAGAAGCUCCGCUGUCUAGACUGUGGUAAACGCUGUCUGAGUGAACAUCAGAAAGGCUGUGUUUACCCAUGUAAGUUCUGUCUCAAGCCAUUCAGGACCAAAGAGGACAAGUUUACCCACGAGGAGAACCAUCGGCAUCCUUAUCAGUGCUCAGAAUGCUCAGAAAGAUUCAAGAACAUUAGACUACGGGACAGACACCUUCAGAGCCACAGAGGUCCAACGACAGCCUUCCACAGUGGCCAGAAGCCCCACAAGUGCCAUCAGUGUGAGAAGUUUUUCAAUUACAGCGUCGGUCUAAAGAACCACAUCCAACUCUAUCAUGGCCCCGGCUCUCAGGAGCAGGAGAGUCGGGAGACAAACUGUGGGACGGCGCAGGAGAAAGAGGAGGAGAGAGAGCGCAAGCGUCACUUUAAGGAGGAUAAUUUGUGUGCGUACAAGAUCAAGAAGUUCUGCUGUCUAGACUGUGGUAAACGCUGUCUGAGUGAACAGGGUCUGAAGUGUCACAGACAUCUCCAUCAGAAAGGCUGUGUUUACCCAUGUAAGUUCUGCCUCGUGCCAUUCAGGACCAAAGAGGACAAGUUUACCCACGAGGAGAACCAUCGGCACCCUUAUCAGUGCUCAGAAUGCUCAGAAAGAUUCAAGAACAUUAGACUACGGGACAGACACCUUCAGAGCCACAGUGGCCAGAAGCCCCACAAGUGCCAGCUGUGCCGACGCUGGCAUGCCCAGCCGAGCCGCCUCAAGUCCCACAUGCGCCUCCACACAGGGGAGAGGCCCUUCCAAGUGCCAUCAGUGUGAGAGGAUUCAAGAACAUUAAUCUACGGGACAGACACCUUCAGAGCCACAGAGGUCCAAAGAGAUAUAUUUGUGACGUCUGCCAGUUUAAACACCUACAGAAACAUACAGUCGUCCACAGUAGGCAGAGACCCCAAACGUGCCAGCUGUGCCAACGCUCGUUCACUGAAAAGAAACACCUCAGGUCCCACAUGCGCUCCAAAUGCCAGCAGUGUGAGAAGUGUUUCAAUCGCAUAGUCCAUCUGAAGAUCCACAGCCAACUACAUCAUGACACCGUCUCUCAGAAGCAGGGAGAGUCAGGAACCAAACUCUAGUACUGAGCAGGAGAGAGAGUAGGAGGGGGAGAGUCAGGAACCAAACUCUAGUACUGAGCAGGAGAGAGAGUAGGAGGGGGAGAGUCAGGAACCAAACUCUAGUACUGAGCAGGAGAGAGAGUAGGAGGGGGAGAGUCAGGAACCAAACUCUAGUACUGAGCAGGAGAGAGAGUAGGAGGGGGAGAGUCAGGAACCAAACUCUAGUACUGAGCAGGAGAGAGAGUAGGAGGGGGAGAGUCAGGAACCAAACUCUAGUACUGAGCAGGAGAGAGAGUAGGAGGGGGAGAGUCAGGAACCAAACUCUAGUACUGAGCAGGAGAGAGAGUAGGAGGGGGAGAGUCAGGAGAGAUUGGAACUGUAUAGCAUCAUUAUAAUGAUGUAAAAAGUCUGUCGUUCUGGCCCUGAACAAGGCAGUUAACCCACUGUUCCAAGGCCGCCAUUGAAAAUAAGAAUUUGUUCUUAACUGACUUGCCUAGUUAAAUAAAGGUAAAAUAAAAAUAUAUAUAAUGGGGAAAUAAACGAUGAUGAUCAA